This is a messenger RNA of Chondrus crispus (carragheen), 339 nucleotides long. RefSeq lists its product as hypothetical. The record is from RefSeq and is a predicted model, not a curated record. Bases 1 to 339 code for a protein of 112 amino acids. NCBI's taxonomy places the organism in Eukaryota, Rhodophyta, Florideophyceae, Gigartinales, Gigartinaceae. The transcript has a single exon.
AUGAUCUCAUGUGUAUCCGACGCUUGCCUCGACGCGAAUACUUUGCGUGUUACCGACUUUUCUUUGGAAUCCUUUGUCAGGCCUCCUCGUCAAGUUCUCAAGUUUGAAGUACAGGCUAAGGCAUACGACCAGGAUUCGCAGUCAGCAGGUGAUUGCGACGCUACUACGAAAGUUCAAGCUACAUUAUUCAUUCUGGUGAACAAGGCCCUCAACAAGGAUUCGAACAGAGUUGAAGCUGCCAUCAAAGAAGCUGCCAUCAAAGCCACUGAGGGCAAUGGUUUUGUUUGUGAAGCGACACUCCGACGAAUUGCUUCUCAGAUCCUCAUCAAUGGCCUCUGA